AACUAUUUUACGUCAUCGCAUGACAGGUAGCCUAGAACUUUUCCGGAAAGGCUGGAAGGUUGCGCCUUGCGCUAGUAGCUUGCGAAUCACAAAGUAAUGUCGAUACAGUAAAGUCCAUGUAGUUUCUACAUCUAUCGUCAUAUCUUUACGGGACUUUUAUAUGGGACUUUUAGGUCGUAUUACUUAUCUUCGCUUAGUAGUCCUCUCAUGAAAAGGUUAGCAUUGGGAUAUAGACAGGGCAGAAGUAAUCUAAGGGCCGAGGAAUGUAAACCGGUUUCAGCUGACCUGUAAGGUGCCACUCGAGUUUCUGAACGGAUUUUCAAAACAUUUAGCUUCAAGCUCGUCGAUGGACGUAGCUGUCAAGAUGACAGUUUGGGUAGUUCACGUUGGUCCGUAGACGGAGGAGAAACGACCGGAUAGGGCAGCGGUGUAGAGGCCGAAGACGGGGAUCAAGGUUAAAAUAGACGAGAGAAGUUCCAUGAUAAAACGGAGUACCGAUUCUGCCCCGUGCAUCCAUCCGGAGUCUACUAGUGCAUCCAUCCACAAGCAAAUGGAGCUGGCAAUGACGCACCCUGCUCUCAAGGCCUUUGUGUGCGGCUCUCUCAGCGGGACCUGCUCCACCCUGCUGUUCCAGCCGCUGGACCUGGUCAAGACCCGCCUGCAGACCCUGCAGAAAGGCCGGAGCCCUGGCUCGAGGGUGGGGAUGGUGACGAUGUUCCUCAGUGUUGUUCGGACAGAGAAACUGCAGGGCCUUUGGAAGGGAGUCUCACCAUCCUUCGCGCGCUGUAUCCCAGGAGUAGGGAUCUACUUCAGCACGUUCUACUCUCUGAAGCAGCACUUCUUCCUGGAGCGGGCCCCGAGCGCCUGGGAGGCUGUGCUGCUGGGGGCCGGCGCCAGGACGGUGGCGGGAGUCUGCAUGCUCCCCGUCACCGUCAUCAAAACCCGCUUCGAGAGCGGCAGGUAUAACUACAGCACAGUGCUGGGAGCUCUGCGCAGUGUGUGUAGCACAGAGGGGCCCAGGGCGCUGUUCUCAGGCCUGACGGCCACGCUGCUCCGGGAUGCUCCCUUCUCCGGCAUCUACGUCAUGUUCUACACACAGACCAAGAGGGCCCUGCCCCCGGAGGUCACUUCCUCCCUGUACGCCCCCCUGGGUAAUUUUGGCUGUGGGGUGCUGGCGGGGGUCCUGGCCUCCGUGGUCACGCAGCCAGCGGACGUGGUGAAGACGCACGUCCAAGUGAGCCCUGAGCAGUACAAACGCACGCGGGACGCCGUGCGCUUCAUCUACGCGGAGCACGGCUUCAGCGGGUUCUUCCGGGGGGCGGUGCCUCGCUCCUUGCGUCGGACGCUGAUGGCUGCGAUGGCCUGGACUGUGUACGAGCAGCUGAUGGCCAGAAUGGGGCUCAAAUCCUGAGGGGAAGGACAGGAAGAAGAGUGGAAGAGUGGAAGAGAGGGACGGAGAGGGAGAAGUGCACAUUAAUAAGGAGGAGGGGUGUGUGUGUGGAGGGGUGUGUUCACUCAUGAUGAUGAUAUGAAAUGGGUUUCAGUGACCUGCUCCAUGGUCAGGCUGACCCACAGUACCUGCCAGAGCAGAACGGCUGUUCUCACACCGCACUGAGGCAGCGCUGCCGAACCCACCGCCCCUGUCUGAGCGACGCAGUAGCGCCUCGGCUGGGAGGGGGCCUCCCCCAUUAGCCCGGCUCCCGUGCGAGCACAAGCCUCACUUUGUCCGUCUGACUUUCGUUCUUCCUUGCCUUUGUUCAUGUAUUUAUAUUUUUAGACCGUGCUGGUAUAUGUGUUUUUCGGGGGCAGAGCAUGUCUUAGAUUUUGAUGUACGCUUGAAGUAGGGCAAAGGCGUUGAGAGAAGUGCUCUGGUUUGGCCCGGAGGUGGCUGUGCACGUCCGCCCUGCGCUACGCCGCGUUAGCACACCUGCUUUACGCGGACA
Messenger RNA from Anguilla rostrata (American eel), 1943 nucleotides. RefSeq names its product mitochondrial glycine transporter B-like. NCBI's taxonomy places the organism in Eukaryota, Metazoa, Chordata, Actinopteri, Anguilliformes, Anguillidae. The record is from RefSeq and is a predicted model, not a curated record. Gene Ontology annotation, biological process: glycine import into mitochondrion. Gene Ontology annotation, molecular function: glycine transmembrane transporter activity. Gene Ontology annotation, cellular component: mitochondrion; mitochondrial inner membrane. The transcript has 8 exons. Bases 479 to 1411 code for a protein of 310 amino acids.